Messenger RNA from Cyanistes caeruleus (blue tit), 843 nucleotides. The record is from RefSeq and is a predicted model, not a curated record. NCBI's taxonomy places the organism in Eukaryota, Metazoa, Chordata, Aves, Passeriformes, Paridae.
UCAAUGCUUGUGAAGGUUUUUCCCAACAGAAAUGAUUCCAUGAGGCUGUGAUUCUUGCAGCUGCUGAGCUUCCUCUUAAAUUCCCAGGCGGGACAUGGUUUCUGGAGUGCAGAAAGCCAGUGCUGUUGUCUUUUCAGGCUGGGGUUUGUGGGAUGGAUGAAGCUUCACUUUUUUCAGCAGGGAGCUUCCCUGCAACUUCAUCUUGAAAAUUUUUCUCCCCUCUUCAAAAAACCUUUUUUGAAGAAAGACACCAUGCAGAGUUACAAGAGAUGGCUCCCACUCUCCUUGCACUGCCAUGACGAGAACCAGCGCGUGGUUGAUGCCUCCCGGGAAACGCUGCUCUGUUCCGCCCGAUUGCUGAAGAGGAAGGAUCUCCAGCAGAUGCUGCGGGUGGAUCAGACCUGGAGGUUCGGCGAGGGCUUGCUGGCACAGGACAGGAGCCGAGCGGCUGAGCACCUGCACCGGGCCCUGCUGUACCUGGACAGCCCGCAGGAGUCCCUGCGAGCGGCGGCCAUCAGGUUCAUUGGGAUGGCCGGGCAGCACCUCCGGGGGAACAAACGAGAGCUCCAGAGCAUCUGUCAGGCCCUUGAUGACAAGGCACAGGACAUCAGCCCUGCCAUCAGAAGGCUGGCUCUGGAAACAGCCUUUGUCCUCCGGGCAGCUCCAGGCUCCAUCUUGCAGAAGUGGCAAGAUGGAUUCCGCAGGGCACGCAAGAACCGCCCUUGUCUGUGGGCCCGUGGCUGGCUGUGCUGCUGGAGCUCUGAGGAGAGCUAAAUUGAGAGGCUCUCUGUCUGCCGGGGCCAUCUGAGCCAGGCAGGAAUUUUCUUUAAGAUGGUUUUUUUU